Molecule: messenger RNA, 15039 nt
Organism: Ylistrum balloti
Lineage: Eukaryota; Metazoa; Mollusca; Bivalvia; Pectinida; Pectinidae
Product: centrosomal protein of 290 kDa-like
Exons: 21
Coding region: 1-11997 (3998 amino acids)
Molecular function (GO): GTPase activity; GTP binding; calcium ion binding
Source: RefSeq, a predicted model, not a curated record
AUGUAUGAGGUGAACCAGUCUGCCUCCUCAGAGGACAUGGAAGCGCUGGCUGUACAGAAAGCCAAGGAGCUGUUCCAAGUCUGUGAUAAGGAAGAAAAAGGAUUCAUUAACAAGAAGGACAUGCAGAGACUACAGUCAGAACUUGCUCUUGAACCUGAACAGCUGGAGGCUGUGUUUGACUCGCUGGACGAUGAUGGCAAUGGUUUCCUUACACUGGAAGAAUUCAUAGAAGGGUUUGGGAGUUACCUUGGUUUUAAGUCAACUGGUACAGAGGAGACACCAGUCGAGGCUGAGAAUGUGUACGAGGGUGUGGAUGAAGGAACUGAGGAAAUCCUCUUUAAGGAAAUGCUUCACAAUGUAGGAGCCUCCAAGUUGUAUGAUGAUGAAAAGGCUAUCCAGAGUUUGUGGACUCGGUUACGUAAAGAAGAUACUGAAAUGGCUUCGAACUUUGAAGAUUUUUUAUACAAAGUCUCUAACGACAUUCACAGAUCUAAGACUGACUUUGAAACUUUGGAGUCAGCUCUGAAAAGUAAGUCUUUGGCACAUGAUGAAGAAGUGAGAAAAUUGUAUGAAGAGAUGGAAUUACAGAUCAAACAGGAAAAGGACCGUGUCCUCACAGAGGAACAGUUAAAAGAACAGCAGAUGAAAGACAGUAUGGAGGCAGAGCUUAAAGAGAAAGACAGACAACUCCAAGAAUUGUUACUGAAACACCAGGAGAUGGAAAAUAGGUUAUCACAGUUGAAUGUGGCUGAAAGUGAGACAAAACAAGAGAAUGAGAAACUACAGAGGGAAAAAGAGGACCUGCAAAUUCAGCUGAGGAAGUCUGAGGAUGGACUAGAGGAAUCCAAGUCCUACAUAGACCAGCUACGCAUCCAGUCCAAGGAUGAGAAACGUGAAAGGGCACGGGCAGCGCUGAAGGUGACAGAGGGUAUUGCCUUGGAGAGAGAGAGUCUUGUCAAACAAUUGGAUUCCCUUAGAGACAUCAACCAACAGCUCCGAGACGACAAGGAUGAAGCGGAGACAAGGCGGGAUCUAAGUGUCUCUUCUUUGAGUGACGAUCUCCACCAGGUUCUUGAAACAGAAGCAAGAACAAAGCCGACAGUGUCCAGUCGUCGUGACCAGCUAUCCAAACAGGGCUCAGUCCUUGGCGACUACUUCCCAAGUAACAGGGGGCAGCCACCAUUUGGGGAAUCGGUAUCCGAGGACACACCAGAUGUAGAGGAGGAUGACAUAGAAGUAGAUUAUGACGAUGACCAUGACGGUCAGAUUAGUUAUAGUACUCAUAGUGACUUAGUAGAAUCUAGAAAUUUGUCUUUUCAUCAAAACGGUCAUUACAGUGAAUCACAGAAAGUCAGUGGUAAUCAAGGCAAUACAAGUGAAGGUGACUCAGAGGAGAAAACUGGGAAUGAUGAAUCAACGGGCAGGAGUCGCAAAGUGCGCAAAACCAAAAGGAGGCUACUCCCUGAUACAGCAGCCAGCCAGCCGCGAGCAGACAGAUCUAGCAUAGAUAGCAAUUCUGAUGGAGAUACAGACAAGAGUGCAGGAGAUCCUGAUGAUGUAAAGCAGGGUGCGGAACCUGAGAAGCAGGAAGAAAUUGUUGAUGUCCACGGAACUUCGGAAAAUAUUCCUAAAUCAGAAGAGAACUUAGAAAAGAUAAGCUUGGAAGGAUCCAACCAAUCAGCUGGAACAUUGCAGGGGAAACCAGAGCAAACAAUGAAGGUGGCAUCACACGCACUGUUUGUUGAAAAGUCAGAGAUAAUUUUAGAAAUGAAGCCAAAAGAGACAUUGGUGAGAAAAGUUAAGGAUAAAACUGAAAAUGAAUUAGCGAAGAAGGCAAAGGCUGUAUUGGACUUCAGUACGGAGAAAUCACAGGAUACUGUUGAGGCUGUGUCUGACCUCAGUACUGAGAAAUCAGAGGGUACUGUUGAGGUUGUAUCUGUUCACAGUACAGAAAAAUCAGAGAGUACUGUUGAGGUUGUAUCUGUUCACAGGACUGUGAAAUCAGAGGGUACCGUUGAGGUUGUGUCUGACCUUAGGACUGAGCAAUCAGAGGGUACUGUUGAGGCUGUGUCUGACCUCAGUACUGAGAAAUCAGAGGAUUCUGUUGAGGUUGUAUCUGUUCACAGGACUGAGAAAUCAGAGGGUACUGUUGAGGCUGUGUCUGACCUCAGUACUGAGAAAUCAGAGGUUACUGUUGAGGCUGUGUCUGACCUUAGGACUGAGAAAUCAGAGGGUACUCUUGAGGCUGUGUCUGACCUUAGGACUGAGAAAUCGGAGGAUUCUGUUGAGGCUGUAUCUGUUCACAAGACUGUGAAAUCAGAGGGUACUGUUGAGGCUGUGUCUGACCUAAGGACUGAGAAAUCAGAGGGUACUGUUGAGGCUGUAUCUGUUCACAAGACUGUGAAAUCAGAGGGUACUGUUGAGGCUGUAUCUGUUCACAAGACUGAGAAAUCAGAGGGAACUGUUGAGGUUGUGUCUGACCUCAGAACUGAGAAAUCAGAGGGAACUGUUGAGGUUGUGUCUGACCUCAGUACUGAGAAAUCAGAGGUUACUGUUGAGGCUGUGUCUGACCUCAGUACUGUGAAAUCAGAGGGUACUGUUGAGGCUGUAUCUGACCUCAGUACUGUGAAAUCAGAGGUUACUGUUGAGGUUGUGUCUGACCUCAGUACUGAGAAAUCAGAGGUUACUGUCGAGGCUGUGUCUGACCUCAGUACUGUGAAAUCAGAGGGUACUGUUGAGGCUGUGUCUGACCUCAGUACUGUGAAAUCAGAGGUUACUGUUGAGGCUGUAUCUGACAUCAGUACCAAGAAAUCAGAGGUUACUGUUGAGGCUGUGUCUGACCUCAGUGCUGUGAAAUCAGAGGGUACUGUUGAGGCUGUAUCUGACCUCAGUGCUGAGAAAUCAGAGGGAACUGUUGAGGCUGUAUCUGACCUCAGUACUGAGAAGUCAGAGGGUACUGUUGAGGCUGUGUCUGACCUCAGUGCUGUGAAAUCAGAGGUUACUGUUGAGGCUGUGUCUGACCUCAGUGCUGUGAAAUCAGAAGGUACUGUUGAGGCUGUAUCUGACCUCAGUGCUGAGAAAUCAGAGGGAACUGUUGAGGCUGUAUCUGACCUCAGUACUGAGAAGUCAGAGGGUACUGUUGAGGCUGUGUCUGACCUCAGUAGUGAGAAAUCAGAGGUUACUGUUGAGGUUGUGUCUGACCUCAGUGCUGUGAAAUCAGAGGGUACUGUUGAGGCUGUGUCUGACCUCAGUACUGAGAAAUCAGAGGGUACUGUUGAGGCUGUGUCUGACCUCAGUGCUGAGAAAUCAGAGGGUACUGUUGAGGCUGUGUCUGACCUCAGUACUGAGAAAUCAGAGGUUACUGUUGAGGCUGUGUCUGACCUCAGAACUGAGAAAUCAGAGGAUACUGUUGAGGCUGUGUCUGACCUCAGUACUGAGACAUCAGAGGGUACUGUUGAUGCUGUGUCUGACCUCAGUACUGAGAAAUCAGAGGUUACUGUCGAGGCUGUGUCUGACCUCAGUACUGUGAAAUCAGAGGGUACUGUUGAGGCUGUGUCUGACCUCAGUACUGAGAAAUCAGAGGUUACUGUUGAGGCUGUGUCUGACCUUAGUACUGAGACAUCAGAGGUUACUGUUGAGGCUGUGUCUGACCUCAGUACUGAGAAAUCAGAGGUUACUGUUGAGGCUGUGUCUGACCUCAGUACUGAGAAAUCAGAGGUUACUGUUGAGGCUGUGUCUGACCUCAGUACUGAGAAAUCAGAGGUUACUGUUGAGGCUGUGUCUGACCUCAGUACUGAGAAAUCAGAGGUUACUGUUGAGGCUGUAUCAACAACUAAGGUCAGUGUGAAGACAACAGAGAUUAUCAAUGUUGAUCAAGAAAAGGGAUUAGAUAUACAUGCCAGAGGGAAGGCAGAUACUGGAGAAGAUACAGGAGCUAGAACAGACACAUAUGAGAAAACUUCAGCUAAUCAAAUAUUUGUCAAAGAUUCUGAAGAAGAUGUGGAGAUUGAUACAACUGUGGAGCUGAACUACAGUAACAAAGUUAUUGAGGAACAGGUGGAUAUCAAUGAACUGGUCAAACAAAACUUUGACAAAGUAGAAGAAAUAACAGAUAUUGCAAAGGGAGAAACAGCAAAAGAGAUACAUUCAGGAAGCAGUACAGUGAUAGGUAAGGUGGAAAAUGAGGAUGUUGUAGAUGUAGGGAAGAAUAACUCUUAUCAGGAUCAAGAGUUAAAUGUUGCAGUUCAGAAAGAAGGCGGCCAAGUGAUGGAAAAAUCCCUAACUACUAAUGAUCAGGUUGUUAAAGCGGAAUCUGCUCUUAUUUCAGUUAAUCAGCUGGCAGGGCUAACAGCAAAUCAACAAACAGUAGAAACAACGGAUACAGCCAUUCAGCUCACUGGGAAAGUGACAGAUACAACCAAUCAGAUGUCAGAGAAAGCAACAGAUACAACCAAUCAGCUCACUGGGAAAGUGACAGAUACAACCAAUCAGAUGUCAGAGAAAGCAACAGAUACAACCAAUCAGCUCACUGGGAAAGUGACAGAUACAACCAAUCAGAUGCCAGAGAAAGCAACAGAUACAACCAAUCAGCUCACUGGGAAAGUGACAGAUACAACCAAUCAGAUGUCAGAGAAAGCAACAGAUACAACCAAUCAGAUGUCAGAGAAAGCAACAGAUACAACCAAUCAGAUGUCAGAGAAAGCAACAGAUACAACCAAUCAGAUGUCAGAGAAAGCAACAGAUACAACCAGUCAGAUGCCAGAGAAAGCAACAGAUACAUUGAAUCAAUUUUUGGAGAAAGCAACAAGUUCCUCAAAUCAGCCUUCAGAGGAAAAUGCAAAACAAGAACUCUCUGUUUUGGACUCUCAGAAUAAAAUGGAUGUGCUUUCAGACCUCCACUCUACUGAAGCUCUCCAGUCAUCUAGUAAAGAAGAUAUCAAGCAAUCUACAAUAGUCAUACAGGAAAUUACAACACCUGUAACUAUAGACAUUGGAGCAUUAAAAAUAGCCCCAAAGGAUGUUGUGGAGAAUGUGCAAAUAUUUACUGGGCCCGCUAAUGAUUUUCAGGUAUCUGCACCUGUCUCCAAUGACCAGCAGAAAGCAACCACUGUUUUAGAGGAUCCAACAACAUCAGUUCCUGGACCUAAGGAUCUGCAAACAUUAGAUGCUGUUGCAGAAGAACAACAGACAGCAUUUGUUUCUGAAGUUCUUCCAACAUCAGCUGCUGUUGUUAAAGACUUAAAGACUGCUGGAAUUGCUAAAGAUCAACGGAUAUCUGUCGCUGUAGCUAAGGACCUGCAGACAUCAGAUGCAAUUGUUGAGGACCUGCAGACUUCUGCUGCUGUUGCAGAUGAUCAACAGACAGCUACAGGUACCGCUGCUUUUGGUGAAGAGGAUGUGCAGACAGUUGCUGAUGGGAAUGUUCUACAGACAUCACUUGCUGUUGGUAAGAACCUGCAGACAACAGAUGAUGUUGGUAAGGAUAAACACAAAUCAACUGCUGUUGUUGAAAAUCUUGAGAAAACUGCAGUUGCUAAGGACCUACAGACAUCGCAUGCUGUCGCUAAGGACCUUCAAACAUCAACUACUACUGCAGAAGAUAAACAAGCAGCUUUUGUUAUAGUAAAUAAAGAUCUGCAGACAACUGUCGUACCUACAGAUUCACAAACAUCUACUGCUGUUGCAGAGGAUCAAGAGACAACUGUUGAUACUGAAGGUCUGAAAACAUCAACUUCUGUUGUUGAAGAUUUGCAGACAGUUGCUGUUAAUACAGAUCUACAGACAUCGGGCGUUGAUGUUGAGGACCAGAAAAUAUCAGCAGUUGUUGCUGAGUAUCAACAAAAAACUAUUGUUACAAAAGACCUGCAAAAUUCAGAUGUUGUUGCUGAAGAACUACAGACAUCAGUUAUUGUAGAUGAAGAUCUGCAGACAGCUGUCGUAGCUACAGAUUUGCAAACAUCAGUUGCUCUUGUUGAGGAGCAUAAAACAGUUAUUGUUACUGGAAAUCGACAAAAUUCAGCAGCUGUGGUUGAAAUUCUGCAGACUCCAGAUGCUGUUGUUGAGGAACAACAGACAGCUGUUGCUGAAGAACAACAAACAAUUAUUGUUACAAAAGACCUGCAAAAUUCAGAUGUUGCUGAAGAACUACAGACAACAGUUAUUACAGCUGUCGUAGCUACAGAUUUGCAAACAUCAGUUGCUCUUGUUGAGGAGCAUAAAACAGUUAUUGUUGCUGGAAAUCAACAAAAUUCAGCAGCUGUGGUUGAAAUUCUGCAAACUCCAGAUGCUGUUGUUGAGGAACAACAGACAGCUGUUGCUGAAGAACAACAGACAUCAGUGACGGUAGAUGAAGAUCUGCAGACAACUGCCGUAGCUACAGAUUUGCAAACAUCAGUUGCUCUUGUUGAGGAGCAUAAAACAGUUAUUGUUACUGGAAAUCAACAAAAUUCAGCUGCUGUGGUUGAAAUUCUGCAGACACCAGAUGCUGUUGUUGCUGAAGAACUACAGACAUCAGUUAUUGUAGAUGAAGAUCUGCAGACAGCUGUCAUAGCUACAGAUUCGCAGACAUCUACUGCUGUUGCUGAGAAUCAACAAACAAUUAUUGUUACAAAAGACCUGCAAAAUUCAGAUGCUGUUGUUGAGGAACUAAAGACAUCAGUUAUUGUAGAUGGAGAUCUGCAGACAGCUGUCAUAGCUACAGAUUCGCAGACAUCUACUGCUGUUGCUGAGAAUCAACAAACAAUUAUUGUUACAAAAGACCUGCAAAAUUCAGAUGUUGUUGCUGAAGAACUACAGACAUCAGUUAUUGUAGAUGAAGAUCUGCAGACAACUGUCGUAGCUACAGAUUUGCAAACAUCAAUUGCUCGUGAGGAGCAAAAGACAGUUAUUGUUGCUGGAAAUCAGGAACAACAGACAGCUGUUGUUGCUGCUGGAAAUCAGGAACAACAGACAGCUGUUGUUGCUGAAGAACUACCGAUAUCAGUGACGGUAGAUGAAGAUCUGCAGACAGCUGUCAUAGCUACAGAUUCGCAGAUAUCUACUGCUAUUGCUGAGAGUCAACAAACAAUUAUUGUUACAAAAGACCUGCAAAAUUCAGAUGUUGUUGCUGAAGAACUACAGACAUCAGUUAUUGUAGAUGAAGAUCUGCAGACAACUGUCGUAGCUACAGAUUUGCAAACAUCAGUUGCUCGUGAGGAGCAAAAGACAGUUAUUGUUGCUGAAAAUCAAAAUUCAGCUGCUGAGGUUGCUGCUGGAAAUCAGGAACAACAGACAGCUGUUGUUGCUGAAGAACUACCGAUAUCAGUGACGGUAGAUGAAGAUCUGCAGACAGCUGUCAUAGCUACAGAUUCGCAGAUAUCUACUGCUAUUGCUGAGAGUCAACAAACAAUUAUUGUUACAAAAGACCUGCAAAAUUCAGAUGUUGCUGCUGAAGAACUACAGACAUCAGUUAUUGUAGAUGACGAUCUGCAGACAACUGUCGUAGCUACAGAUUUGCAAACAUCAGUUGCUCGUGAGGAGCAAAAGACAGUUAUUGUUGCUGAAAAUCAACAAAAUUCAGCUGCUGAGGUUGAAAUUCUGCAGACACCAGAUGUUGUUGUUGAGGAACAACAGACAGCUGUUGUUGCUGAAGAACUACAGACAUCAGUGACGGUAGAUGAAGAUCUGCAGACAACUGUCGUAGCUACAGAUUUGCAAACAUCAGUUGCUCGUGAGGAGCAAAAGACAGUUAUUGUUGCUGAAAAUCAACAAAAUUCAGCUGCUGAGGUUGAAAUUCUGCAGACACCAGAUGCUGUUGUUGAGGAACAACAGACAGCUGUUGUUGCUGAAGAACUACAGACAUCAGUGACGGUAGAUGAAGAUCUGCAGACAGCUGUCAUAGCUACAGAUUCGCAGACAUCUACUGCUAUUGCUGAGAAUCAACAAACAAUUAUUGUUACAAAAGACCUGCAAAAUUCAGAUGUUGCUGAAGAACUACAGACAACAGUUAUUGUAGAUGAAGAUCUGCAGACAGCUGUCAUAGCUACAGAUUCGCAGACAUCUACUGCUGUUGCUGAGAAUCAACAAACAAUUAUUGUUACAAAAGACCUGCAAAAUUCAGAUGUUGUUGCUGAAGAACUACACACAUCAGUUAUUGUAGAUGAAGAUCUGCAGACAACUGUCAUAGCUACAGAUUUGCAAACAUCAAUUGCUCGUGAGGAGCAAAAGACAGUUAUUGUUGCUGGAAAUCAGGAACAACAGAUAGCUGUUGUUGCUGAAGAACUACCGACAUCAGUGACGGUAGAUGAAGAUCUGCAGACAGCUGUCAUAGCUACAGAUUCGCAGAUAUCUACUGCUAUUGCUGAGAGUCAACAAACAAUUAUUGUUACAAAAGACCUGCAAAAUUCAGAUGUUGUUGCUGAAGAACUACAGACAUCAGUUAUUGUAGAUGACGAUCUGCAGACAACUGUCGUAGCUACAGAUUUGCAAACAUCAGUUGCUCGUGAGGAGCAAAAGACAGAUACUGUUGCUGAAAAUCAACAAAAUUCAGCUGCUGAGGUUGAAAUUCUGCAGACACCAGAUGCUGUUGUUGAGGAACAACAGACAGCUGUUGUUGCUGAAGAACUACAGACAUCAGUGACGGUAGAUGAUGAUCUGCAGACAGCUGUCAUAGCUACAGAUUCGCAGACAUCAACUGCUAUUGCUGAGAAUCAACAAACAAUUAUUGUUACAAAAGACCUGCAAAAUUCAGAUGUUGCUGAAGAACUACAGACAACAGUUAUUGUAGAUGAAGAUCUGCAGACAGCUGUCAUAGCUACAGAUUCGCAGACAUCUACUGCUGUUGCUGAGAAUCAACAAACAAUUAUUGUUACAAAAGACCUGCAAAAUUCAGAUGUUGUUGCUGAAGAACUACACACAUCAGUUAUUGUAGAUGAAGAUCUGCAGACAACUGUCAUAGCUACAGAUUCGCAAACAUCUACUGCUGUUGCAGAGGAUCAAGAGACAACUAUUGAUACUGAAGGUCUGAAAACAUCAACUUCUGUUGUUGAAGGUCUGCAGACAGUUGCUGUUAAUACAGAUCUACAGACAUCAGGCGUUGAUGUUGAGGACCAGAAAAUAUCAGCUGCUAUUGCGGAGUAUCAACAAAAAACUAUUGUUACAAAAGACCUGCAAAAUUCAGAUGUUGUUGUUGAAGGUCUGCACACAACUGCUGUCACUAAGGAUCUAAAGACAUUGGAUAUUGUUGUUGAGGACCUGAAAACAUCAGCUGCUGUGGAGGAGGAACAACAAACAUCUAUUGUUGCUGAAGAACUACAGACAUCAGUUGUUGUUGCUAAGGAUCUGCAGACAACAGCUGCUUUUGCUGAGGAUGAACAAACAACUAUUGUCAAAAAAGACCUGCAAAAUUCAGAUGUUGUUGCUGAAGAACAGCAGACAUCAGUGAUGGUAGAUGAAGAUCUGCAGACAGCUGUUGUAGCUACAGAUUCGCAGACAUCUACUGCUGUUGCAGAGGAUCAAGAGACAACUAUUGAUACUGAAGGUCUGAAAACAUCAAUUUCUGUUGUUGAUGGUCUGCAGACAACUGCUGUGGCUAAGGAUAUAAAGACAUUGGAUAUUGUUGUUGAGGACCAGAAAACAUCAGCUGCUGUGGAGGAGGAACAACAAACAUCUAUUGUUGCUGAAAACCAACAGAUAUCAGUUGUAGCUAAUGAACUGCAGACAUCACUUGUUGUUGCUAAGGAUCUUCAGUCAUCAGAUGCUGUUUCUAAGGAUCUGCAGACAUCAGCUGCUUUUGCUGAGGAUAGACAGACAGUUAUUGUUGCUAAGGAACUACAGACAUCAGUUGCUGUUGUUGAGGACUUACAGAUAUCAGAUUUUUCUAAACAGGUUGAGACCUCAACAACUAGUAAAACGGAGGUUGAGAUUUCUGUAACUCCAGGAGAUGAUCAUUCCAUUAAAGAAGUGAAUGAGGAACUCCAAUUAGCUUUAGAUUCAAGUGUAGUUGAAACAAUAUAUUAUCCUAGCACAUCCACAGAUGAACCAGGCUCCAUUAUACUAGAUACUGGUACAGACACCACAGCUGAAAUUGUUGAUCAGCAACCUGUUCCAGAAUCAGAACAAUUGUCUGAAAGUAUUAUACCACAUGACACUGCUGUUUAUAUGGAUUUAAAGGCUGCUUUAGACACUGUUCCAGAAAGUCUUGAAAGGGCAGCAGAUUUGAAGUUUGCAGAUAGUAAAACAUUAGCUGAUCUUGCUCUCAGGUCUGAGGUGAACACUAAAGACAUGGAACAAACACUCCAAGGUGAUAGUUUGUCAGGUGAAGCAAGCAAGAUGACAGGUGAAACAAUUAUCAAUAGAAACUUUAAUGAAGAAAAUAUAUCGGAGGUUGCUGAGAGUAAGAUUUUGUCCUAUCCAGAGGGCACACAUACAGAGGGUAGAGCUGAAACAGGAAAAACUGAGGAACAAACGAAAGCAACAGUAUCUACAGGGGACAAUCUAUCUAUUGAUAUAACUAUCAAAGACCAGAAAGGAAAUACAGAUGUAGAUUCAUCGAAAAUGAAACCAGACAAGGUAUCUGGUGUUGCAGGUGCUGAUGAUGAAGAUGAUACAUUUUCUACAACCAUGAUCAUUUACACCAACAAAUUUGAGGGUUGUGAUGAGCAGACAAGAAUGGAGGAGACACGAGAAGCCCUAGAAAGCACAGUUUUAUCUUAUCCGGAACCGAAAUACUACAGCUUCAUGCCUCACAACAAAUCUAAACAUCUGUACAGUACACUGACAACAUCUGGACUACAGGGCCACACACCAGAAGGCCAGGACUUGUCAUCAGAGACCAUGUUCCGAUCUCCUCGGCUAACAUCUCCAACAGGCAUGUUUGAUGGAAGUCUGUCCUCUCGCGUUGACUCCAUACCAGAUCAGUGUCAUGGUAAGAUUGUGGACAGAAAGGGAAAUAAAUCUGUCCAUUUCCAGGAUAGUGAUGGCACUAUCUUCACACCAGCACACACUUUAUCAUCUCAACAAAAAACAGACACAGAGGUUGUAAUUGGAGAGUCGGGUGCUGAAGAAGAAGGUCGGAAACUCCAUGUUAUAAAACAAAGUCAGGAAGAACAAAAGGAAACAACAGACGAUACGACACAAUCUGAAACUGAAAGUACAAGUAAAGAAAAACAAAAGGUUUCUUCAGAAAAAAAGAAAAAGAAAUCUAUCCUUUCAAGUCUCUCUUAUAUCUUGCCUAGUGUUCCCUUUACUCGUGGAGUUGUCGUGGAUCCUUGGGAGGGAGAAGAGGUCACUUUUCGCGGUGAAUUUGGAGAUGUUAUUGAUGAGGAGGAGGCACUUUCAGGAGAGAGUCCAGACCAAGAUAUGACCAAUGUUCCUCGAGGACAACCUGUCGGGGCUGGAGAUUCUGAUGGAGAGCAAAUGAACCCUGCACUGACAACACAGCGAGUGUUCAAGGUGGUGUUUGUAGGAGACUCAGGUGUUGGCAAGAGUAGUUUUAUCCAUCGUUUCUGUAACAACACAUUCAACCCAUCCUUCAGUGCCACCAUAGGUGUGGAUUUCCAGGUAAAGACAAUUGAGCUGAAGGACACAGUUGUAGUGCUCCAGUUGUGGGACACUGCAGGGCAGGAAAGGUUCCGCAGCAUCACCAAACAGUAUUUCCGUAAGGCUGAUGGAGUGGUUGUUAUGUAUGAUGUGACCUCAGAGGCCUCAUUCCUCAAUGUACGGAAUUGGAUGGCCAAUAUAAAGGAAAAUGUGGAUGAAAACACAGUGAUUGAAAUCUUAGGAAAUAAAGCAGAUAUGGCUGAAGGAGAUGAUCAUCGUGUUGUGCGGAUGAAUGAUGGCAAGAAACUCUCCAUGGAAUAUGAAGCCUUGUUUUUCGAGUGCAGUGCCAAAUCGGGAGCUAACCUACAAGAGAGUAUGUCUGCCAUGGCUGAUCUGCUGAAAGAUAAGGAGGAUGAGGAAUUGGAGAAGGCUCUACAAAUACAGGAUGUUGAAGUAGAGAAGAAAAAGUGCUGCAAGUGAUUAAAGCAUGCCAGAGUCAAAAGUGAAUUCCAGAAUGAAAGUAUCAAAUCCAAACCAAUGUGAUUCCUGUUGAAGUGGACUACAACAUUGUUAUUUAUUUAUACAGUUUACUGUUGAUUUCAGUGAUUUUGAUUGAUUUCUACUCCAUGUGGAUUGUUUUUAUGUUAAUUUAUACAAAAAUUAUUAGAAUUGUUUUUCGUUUAUUAAGUCAAAAGUUGUCAACAUUCCAAUUUUGUGAUGAUCAGUCAGUCGAUAUGUUAUUGUUAUAUUCACUGAACCUUUGACGUACGGGUAAUUUUUGGGACAGCAGAGUAUCAUUUCUGAAAAUCCUUUCUUCAGUCUUAAAGGAAAUUGCUACCUACAUUUGCCAACAUUAGCUAGGAUGGAGUUUCACAAUAAAUUCUAUACAGAGUUAUGGUCCUUUUGUUCACUUUUUUUUUGGUGGGAGGAGGGGCAUAUUUUCCUUGUUCAAUCACCUACAAUCGCACAAUUAUUAAUGCAAGUAUCUUUCAGGUGUCAUUUUUUCACUCCGUACAAAUUUAUCAAGCAAGGGUCAUCUUUUUUUUCAUUCUUACAUCUGAUCAUGGAACAGUCAUAGUAUUCCUUGUUAGUUUCUUAGGGGUUAAUUUUUUUCCUUAAGUUGGUUAAAGUUUAUUUUCAUCUGUUGUUCAUGUAUUUUGAAAAUAAAGACAUGAAUUAGCAGACAGAAUUUUGAGUUAGAAGCAGUAAUUUUUUUAAGGUUGAUGAAAUUACCCUAAGUUCAUUUGCUCCACAAACUCAUUUUGAUACUAAAUAUAAAUGUCUAUUUUUUCAUAUCUCCUUUAUCAGACACCUGAUAUAAAUUCCUCAUCAAUACAAACCUGAAGUUUUUUUUCAAAUAUUUCUAUCAGCUUAUUGAAAAAAUAUAUUAGUCUGAGGUAUAUAUUAUUAGAAAUCACCUUUUGUAAAUGGUUGGAUGAAUAAGUAACAGUUUAACAUAACUAAUGGUAUGUCAAUGAAAUUGUUUACUGUAAAUUUCUGUGCCAUUAUCAACCAGUUUCCAGCCUGUUGCAUGGAGGGAUAAAUCUGUGUAUAAGUUGUAUUUACACUGAAAUGUGCAUGGAGUGGUGUCUAACAAUGUUGUAAGAUACAUCAGCUUAUACAAAGUUGAACAAUGUUGUAAGAUACAUCAACUUAUACAAAGUUGAACAAUGUUGUAAGAUACAUCAACUUAUACAAAGUUGAACAAUGUUGUAAGAUACAUCAACUUAUACAAAGUUGAACAAUGUUGUAAGGUACAUCAGCAUAUACAAAGUUGAACAAUGUUGUAAGUUACAUCAGCAUAUAUGAAGUUAAACAAUGUUGUAAGAUACAUCAACUUAUACAAAGUUGAACAAUGUUGUAAGAUACAUCAGCUUAUACAAAGUUGAACAAUGUUGUAAGAUACAUCAGCUUAUACAAAGUUGAAAAUGUUGUAAGAUACAUCAGCAUAUAUAAAGUCUAAUGAUGUUGUAAGGUACAUCACCAUAUACAAACGGAAGACUUUGUAAAACUUUAAAUGUGUAUCAGUAGACAGAUAUAAAACAUAACUUCAUUAGUUUCAGAAUUAUUAAAGCAUAAUAUUUUUCUUCCUUCUAAUCUAUAUGCAUAUUUCUGGUUUACCCUAAUCAAUAUACAGUACAUGGCGGUGAAGGAUUGAGGUGACAGUGGAUCAUAAAACUCGGAAUAUCUAUCAUUUAUCUCCAAGUCAUGUGCAAUAAUUUUUCAGUCUUCCAUAUAAUCUUUAAAUAUAUAUCAAUGUCAUGUUAUCUUUAGAAGUAGAAAUCCUGUAUUUCGUUAUUUUGGUUAUUUCCAUUGGGUGAUUUUAUGGUCUUUGUAGUAUCAUUAUAAACAUGUUUCUGGUUCCACAUUUUAUGUACAUUACAUUGACGAUAGAGGCUAUAACCACAAUAGAGCCAUAAUCCAAUUUUCAAUUAUUUCCAGUAUCUGUAUUGAAUUUUCUUAAAUGUAAGGGGUCAUUUUUGCUUGUCCCAUUGAAAUGUGUUUAUCGUAUAUAUAAUCUCUAAUAGUUUAAACACAAGUUUUAUUGUCAUUAAGCAAUGUGGUACUAGUUUUAACAACUUAAUAACACCUAAUACAUCAUAUUACUGUGAAUAAGACUGUGUUCUCGGAGAACAUUUUCUCAUCAGGAUCUUCAUGGUAAUUUUUACCUCCGACUCGGAAUGAGGAGGUGUAAUUAUUACAUUAUUGUCAAUAAUAAUUUUCUUAGCAAUACCAAAUCUUCAUGACUGGUUUUAAGUAUAUUAAUCUAUGUUAUCUGCGACUCUGAAUGAGGGGGUGAAAUUAUUAUGUUGUGAGUAAUAUUUUUUCUUACCAGCAUGGGAGCUUCAUGGCUGAAGCCCAAGAGGCCAACUCAUUACAGAAUCAGUGGUUGACAUGAUGAAGUAGAUGCUAUUCUACUGAACAGCAACAGAUGAGCAGGCUUUAUUUCCAGUCAUUGUAUAAAUACAGUACGCCUUUAAGAUAAACUGGUCCAGAUACUGUAACCAUUAACCUUACUUCAUAUCCAAUACAGAUUAUUUAUUAAUAUAAACGGACAUGGCCUCAGUGGUUCAGCACUGGAAUAUACACCCUUAUUAUGGCUGUAUCCCUGUCUAUGUUGGACCAUUGUUGUAUAAAGGGCUUGCCACAGGCCCAAUUUGUCACUGACCUCUUUACAAGCUGCUACCGAGAAAAUGAAUGGAAAAGAAGUGAAAAAUGAUUUGAAUAUGUCUAUAUUUCAAUGUAUAUCAUUUGAUUACAUCUGCGAAGCAAAUAAUAAACAUUCCUUACCCUAAAUGAUAAUUUUCACCAAUUUUGUUGUAGGAAACUUUGAAAAAUGGAAAAAAUUUCCUGCAUGCAAUUUAACAUAUCUUGACUCUUACCGUGUGUGUUUUAAACUUUAUUUUAGAUUUUUAUAUAUGUAGAUCUAGUAGGGGGUGAUUUGUUUUGAUUUUGCAUUUAUCGACUGCCAAAUAUAGCUUUUUUGUUAUAAUAUGCUUAUGAAUUCAUGUUGCAUUAAAA